Messenger RNA from Silurus meridionalis, 5293 nucleotides. Its product is annotated as cilia- and flagella-associated protein 44. Bases 42 to 5174 code for a protein of 1710 amino acids. The transcript has 32 exons. Gene Ontology annotation, molecular function: protein binding. Lineage: Eukaryota; Metazoa; Chordata; Actinopteri; Siluriformes; Siluridae. The record is from RefSeq and is a predicted model, not a curated record.
CCUCAGGCGAGGGUGGAAAGGUGUUUAAUGCACAGGCUGAAAUGGCUUCUGCAUUUAUGAGCCCGGAUUCAAACAUCCAGCAGAAUCUACUGCAACUCUCACAUUCUUUCGGCUAUGACUGCAAGCGACGAGGAAAUCUUCAGCUGCUGGACGAGAACACGCUGGCCUUCAUGGCAGGAAACAUUUUGGUGCUGCUGGACAUGAACACUAAAACGCAGCGCUACAUCCCCAGCAGCAGUGGAGGUGGCAUCGGUGCCAUUAUGCCUCAUCCCAGUCGGAAAUAUUUUGCCAUGGCAGAGAAAGGCAAGCAGCCUGACAUAAUCAUUUAUGAAUAUCUGUCACUGCAGCCCUAUCGUACACUUCGAGAAGGCACAGGUAAGAUGUACAGCUGUGUGAACUUUAACGGUGAUGGCACGCUGUUGGCGAGCGUCGGAGGCCCUCCGGAUUACAUGCUGACCGUGUGGGACUGGAAUCAGGAACAGGUGGUGCUGCGCUGUAAGGCCUUCUCUCAGGACGUCUACCGCGUCACGUUUUCUCCAGACAACCCGGGCCAGCUCACCACCUCCGGCUCCGGACAUAUCAAGUUUUGGAAAAUGGCUGACACCUUCACCUGUCUAAAGCUGCAAGGGAUCCUGGGAAGGUUUGGAAAGACUCCUCUGACAGAUAUACAAGGCUAUGUUGAGCUCCCAGAUGGAAAGGUGGUUUCAGGUUCAGAGUGGGGAAACAUGCUCCUGUGGGACGGAGGUCUGAUAAAAGUCGAGAUCAGACGGAAAGACGGACAAACCUGUCACGCAGGACCUAUCCAGCAGAUCGCUCUGGAGGAGGGAGAGCUGAUUACUGUAGGCGCAGACGGAGUAGUCAGGUGCUGGGACUUUGAAACCAUCGAUACAGCAGACAGCAUGGACGACACAGGGUUGUUUGAGAUGGACCCCAUGAACGAGCUGACUGUAGGCCGCAACGUGAGCCUUUCGUCCAUGGUCAAGAGCGCCGCAGCAGAUUCUACGAUCUGGUUUGCGCAGGAUUCUAACGGAGGAAUCUGGAAACUGGACUUGUCGUUCUCCAACAUGACCCUGGAGCCAGAGUGUAUUUUCUCAUUUCAUGCUGGUGCAAUCGAGGGAAUGGACGUGUCUGGAUCCACUCACCUGAUGGCCACAACUGCAUUAGACCGGUCAGUUAGGAUUUUUGACUUCCUGUCCAACAAGGAGCUCGCAGUCAGCCAUUACAGACAGGGUGGAACCGCUGUGUCCUGGGUCCCUCAUAUGGUGUGCGGUGAUGAGAGUCUCUUGGUGGUGGGAUUUGAGGACGGUGUGGUGCGUUUGUUGGAGUUCUGUGUUCCCCCGAGCCUGCCUGCGAGCACUGAAGGCGAUCGCCCAGAUCUUCAUCUCAAACAGGCCUUUAAACCCCAUAAUGCAUCCGUGACCACCAUCUCCUACAAUCAAGAUGGGCAGAUCAUGGCUACCGGGAGUGUGGACAGCACAGUGUUCUUCUUCAACGUAGGGGGCAGCUAUGAGCCAAUUGGCUUUGUGACAGUUCCGGGACCGGUGCAGAGUCUGCAGUGGGCUCCUCCGUCACACGAAAGAAAUGCAAUAUUAGUUGCAUGUCAGACAGGUCAUGUGGUGGAGGUUGAGGCUCCUGACCCACAUGGUCCUGCAGCAAUAAACACAUAUCAUCUGCAGGACCUUUCCAUCAGGCACUUCGGGUUCCUUAGCAUCAAAUCACGCAUUAAGAGGGAUGAAGAGAUUGCCCGCAGACAGGCCAUAAAGGAGAAGAGAGAGAAAGAGACGGAUGAGGAACAAACUCUUACAGAGGAAGAGGAAGAGGAGUUGCCACCGAUCUUCAUCCCCGAUCCUCCCAGUCCCCUUCACUGUGCCUUUUACUCCACUGAGCCUGGAUCAUUCUGGCUCUCUGUGGGAGGCUAUGACUCGGGGUAUCUGUAUCACUGUAAAUUUUCAGGGCAGCAGUCUGCGGAUGUGUCAGAGAGGAGCGAGGAGCCUUUCGCUUACAUCCUAGUCCAAGAUACAGAUCAAAACCCAAUCCUUACUGUCUGCUUCUGCGAGGCAAGGCAGCUGCUGCUGUGUGGGAUGCAGGACGGCAGUAUCCGGGCAUAUCCUCUAGAGUCUAAGGACCUGCAGCCAGACCACAUGCAGGCGUACUUCACACUUAGCGUCCAUGACAGCCAGUUUGGAAGUCUCCGGGAGCUACGUUUCAGCCAUGAUGGACACUUUGUUCUGAGCACGGGGGCGGACGGGAACAUCUUUUCCUUCAGGUUGCUGGAGAUGCAGGAGAUGGAGGAAGCAUUACAGAGGGGACACGCCAAAGUUCCCUCAGCACACCUCGUCCCCGACGUGAAGUCUGUCCCUUUGGAUAUAGAAGACUCUGCUGCCUACAGUAUAGAGACAGCUAAACAGAAGCUGGAGUUGGACCGUUUGCAUCAGGAGGCUGAAUCGAGGAAGCAGGAGCGCCGUAAGCAGCUCGUUGAGUUGCAAACCCAAUUCAAAGCCCUGCUGGAGCUCAACCAGAGUCUGCCUGAGCAUGUCCGACUGCAGCGCUCGGAUCUGGAGUUGGAUUGCCGUUUCCGUGAGGAAGCAGAGAGAUGGGCGGCUGAGCAAGUGAGAGAAGUGAGGAAAGAAUUAGCCUUGGAGAGCGAGAGACACCGGAUCGGCCUGCAGAAGCUUCAGGAGAGGUUUUUGGACCACUUAGUGUGUGACACAGUGACCGUGUCUGCGAUAAGAAGCGAUCAUAAGGUUUCCACCUACAGGCUGGUAGCUCUUUCCAGCAAAUUCCACCAGAUGAAGGAGAAGGAAAGAGCCACGCCGCAUCCUGGACCCUGCGCUCCGGACCAGAGCGGCCCUAAGGAACAAAAAGAAGCCUACGCUAUCACAGCAGUAGAGGAAGAUUUACCUGGCACAACAGUGUUCCAGCGGCGAGUGCCACAGGGAGCUGGCGGCAAGCUGGCAGCCAGACAGGUGGAGAAACUGUGCAAGGCAGCUGAGAAAGCAGAAAAAGCCCGCGCCAAGAUAGAGCAGAGGAAGAAAGAGUGGGAUGAACUCUAUGCUGCCAAACCCAGCGAGGACUACGAGGAUCCAGAAGAAGUCAAAGCAAUCCAGUUCGCCAAGGAGAAUAUGGGUGAUUUCAAACUGAAGACUGCAAAGGACUUCACAGUGCCUGAUCACCUGAGGAUGAAUGUGGAGAAGAAGAUGGCCCAAGUGGUUGAGCUAGAGAAGCAGAUCCACCAAAUGAAAAAUCAUUUGAACAUGCGUGUGCUGGCCCUACGGGACGCGAAGGUGGCUCUCGUCUCGCAGUUUCGCUCCCACUUGCACCAGCUGCUCGCCAUUCAGAAGCUUCUACCCCCAGAUAAGCACCAGACACUUCCUACCACACCCACGCUGACAGCCGAGGAGACUCCUGAGAGCCAGCUGCAGUACAAUCAUAUCACACUGGAACGUUAUGCUGCUGCCCGUGCCAAAAUGACACACACCGGCUGGGACGGGAAGCACGAGGCUCCACAGGGGGCGCUAGAGAUAAUGCAGCAUGACAGUGACCAGGAACCACAUGCACACACAAAUUACCUGGAGGAACCUACUCAUACAGAGGACGUGCACACCCUCUCAAGGAAUGACCUUAGCGAGCUGGAGCAGGAGAUGAUGAAAGUGGAGGAGAUUCGCAACAUUUACCUGCAAGACAAGCUGAUUAAACAGAUGGAGGAAUCCGUGUGCGUAUUUGAUGCUAAUCUGCGUCUCCUGCGUCAUGAGAAAACCGAGCUGGACGUGCAGAUGAAGCUCGCCGCCCUCCGACACGUCACAAUGUUCCAGGAGCUCCUGCUGCUUAAAGAGUUCGAGAAGAGUGAGAUCACGCUACAGGAGAGAUGGAACGCUUGCGUGCAGGAGGAGAGAGAACUCAGGUCAAAGCUGGACGAGUGUAAAUAUCAGUUGGAUGUGAAGAAGCGAGACAUAGCAAAGCUGCACGAGAGAGAGAAAGUGCUUGCCUUCACAUUCCAGGCUUCACUCGGAGAAAACAACAAGUUUGCAGAUUUUCUCACCCGAGUCUUCAAGAAGAAGAUCAAACGAGUGAAGAAGAAAGAGAUGCCUGGCACCGAUGCAGAGCAAGAAGAGGAGAGUGAGGAAAGCUCUACUGAGGAAUCAGACUUGGACAGUGAAGAGGAUGAUAAAGGCUUGGAUGGAGCGAACGGCUUUGACGAUAGCGUCUGUCCUCCGAAUUGUGACCCGGAGCUUUAUGAGAACACUUUAAGUCUACGGGAGCAUCGUCUGGUUUUAGAGGAGCUUUUGCACGAGGAAAAGGUGAUAGCAGACAGCCUGAGGAAGGAGUAUGACUCGCUAACUAAAAAAGAAAAGAUAGUGCAGAGCAACCUGAAAGCAGCAGAGGGCGAUCUGGAGCUCUUAAACCGAGAUAAGCAGCAGAAACUCAAUGAGCUUGAUGUAGUUGUCCCAUUAAGACUACACCAGAUUGAGUAUAUGACUAAUAGCGAGAUCCCCUCUGACUUGAGCAUGGCGCUGGUGAUAAAUGUGGCGGACGUUAGCCGGCUGCACGAGCGCAUUAAGGAACUUCAUCUGGAGAAAAUAGCUCAGAGGCAGUUAUACAAACAAGCACGCCAACAACAUGUCCAGCUCCGAAAGGACCUCCGAGACAUGGAGGCCGAAAGUCAGGAGUUAACAGCACACUGUGAGAAGCUGAUGAUGAAUAAGUUUGGGAAGCUGGUGGAUCUCGAGGCUUUGCAGACUCUGAGCGGAAGCCGAGGGUUGGAGGAGAUGAAAUACGAGAAGGAAGUGCGGGAAGCUCAGAACAGGCAGGAACUCAGGAUGUGGCAGGCAAAAGUGGCUGCUGCCAAGCAGGAACUGACCGAGGUGACCAAAGUGAACACAGAGCGUCUGUGCAGCCUCAACACCCUGCUGACCGAGAAAAAGCUGCUGAUGGGCAAACUCAAUGCAAGGCAGAGAAAUAUGAGUCAUCAGCUUCAGAGCUCUCACCAGGCUGAUGAAGAGGACAUCCAGAAGUUGCAGUUGCUUGUCCAGAACCAGGCAGAGAAAAUCAAGAUGAAAAAUCACGAGAUCUUCGUCCUGUCUCACAAAGGGGGCCACGUCCUACCCCCAAGUGAGCGUAGUUUACCCUCUAUCCAUAGAAACACACCUCUUCAAAACAAGCGUGUUUUACAUUAGACCCAUUUUGCCCUUUUAUUGCCUUCAAAAAACAUUUCAGCAGAGUUUUGAUAUCACAUAUUUAUCAUGAGACAAGUCUAAGUUCAAUAAAGUAUCUAUGAGGCAGGUAUUACAUCUCA